This is a messenger RNA of Linum tenue, 279 nucleotides long. The record is from the annotation of a GenBank genome assembly. Lineage: Eukaryota; Viridiplantae; Streptophyta; Magnoliopsida; Malpighiales; Linaceae.
AUGAUCGGAAUCACACCCCAUUGUGGAGUCGCAUUCAUCAACUACCAUGGCCCUGAGAGUGUUGCCAUUCCCAUGAAUGUUGAUGAAGUUGAGACACCUGCUUUUCUUGUUAGAACCAUCCCGUGGAGAUCGAAUGCAACUAUAGGCUUGUCGUCAGAAUGGUACUGGUUGUCACACUUGGAUCGGCCUUCGUCGCUGCCUCCUGCCUCGAAGCUGUUCCAAGUUAGAGUCGCCUUUGUGCUAACUGAGACCGGAGGGGAGCAUUUGUACUUGGUGUAG